This is a messenger RNA of Lasiodiplodia theobromae, 840 nucleotides long. RefSeq names its product Sfk1-like membrane protein. Lineage: Eukaryota; Fungi; Ascomycota; Dothideomycetes; Botryosphaeriales; Botryosphaeriaceae. The coding region runs from base 1 to 840 and encodes 279 amino acids. The transcript is spliced from 2 exons. Gene Ontology annotation, cellular component: plasma membrane. The record is from RefSeq and is a predicted model, not a curated record.
AUGGAGUCCAACCAGACUAUCGCCUACAUCUCUGAUGUUGGAGCGCAAGAACUCAAGCCUCUGUUCAUUGCUAUGGGCGCUGCAUCCGUCGUGACUUUUGAUCUCGUCUUCAUCAUCGAGCGCUGGUUGCGGCAUCGUGGCCGUCUCCACCCAAACACUUCGUGGUGGCAGAAGACUUGGUCUAUCAUUGCGAUUCUGGGUGCGAUUGUUGGUGCAGCAGGUCUGAUCCUUCUCGCCAUCUUCGACACUCUCAGACACCCUACGCUGCACGAUGUUUUCCUGGUACUCUUCAUCGGUGGCUACAUCGUGUCUGCCAUCUUCGUCUGCAUCGAGUACCAGCGCCUCGGUGUCUACCAUCGCAAGAGCAAACUCCUCCGCGCGUCUUUCUACGUGAAGCUCGCCUUCAUCUUCGUUGAGCUCGGCCUGGCCAUCGCCUUCGGCGUCCUGGGUAACCGGCACCACCGCAACUCCGCCGCCAUCAUCGAAUGGGUCAUCGCCCUCAUCUACGCCUUUUACGUCUGGUCUUUCGCCAUCGACUUUAUCCCUGCUCUACGCACCAAGCACCACCACAGCAAGGAGAGCGCCAUUGCGAUGGCCGAGGCGGGCAACAACUCGGGCAGCAGCCAGACCGGCUUGUAUCAAGACCACUACGUCGGCACGGGCGCCCCUGGCCCGAACGUGUACCCCAACUCAAACGCCAGCGCUACCAGACACUAUGCCAACGGCGCCCCAACCAACUACGUCAACAGCCACCCCGACCACCCUGGAAUCCACGGUAGCACCUACCACCCCGACGGCCAUCCUGAGAACGCGAAGCCCGCGACCCAGGCGUACUUCUAA